UGGCCCCUGCCGCAGCAGCCACAGCAGCCGCCAGCCUCCCUGCACUUGGUUCGCUCUCGUCCACGACGCACAAGGGCUGGCUCCGGAUGUUCGGCGGCGGCACAACCUCGCACUCCCACUUGCCUAGCACGCAGACUCAGAUGGGGACUGGAAGGUGCAGACUUAGAGGAAGCCAUGUGGAGCAACAAGCUGCAGCACCGCCACCAAAUCCGCCAGUUCGAGCGCACCAGCGAGUCGUCAGCACUGUUGAUCCGCCGGGAAGCAAUUCCUGCUAUGUCCAGCGUAGGUCUGGGUUGCGGCGACGGAACAAAGAACGCCACUCCCUCAACUGUCGCAGGGAAUGGAGUCUCCGCAACAGCGACUACUGCAAUUGCAUCGGGGAAAAGGGACGAAGCGAAGCAAGAACCUGCCAGCCUCUCAGAUGGGAGCACAAACCCAUUACCCACGUCCGGGAACGGUGACACUGGCCAUACAGACACUCCGAAUUAUAUAUGUAUAACCUUUACUACUGUCCCACCGUUGUCAGUGAGUGGGUACUACACCAACGAAGCUGUUCCCCCCAUCUCAUCAGAGAAUUACGAGGCAACUACAACCCCCAACUAUCUAGAUGCGACGGUCACGUCAAGUGCAUUUCCAACACAGCAGGGUGACCAGGCUAAUGACGGCAAUCCAACGGAGAAUUGCGAAGAUGCUCCCCUUCCAAACUUCAUUGUCUCAAGCUCACCCGCAUCAUCGCAGUAUAACUACACCAUUCCAUCAGAGAACUGUGACCACACGCUCACUCCUAGCUUGCCAGGUCUGAACGACACCACAAGCCUUAUUAUUCCAUCAAACGGCAACGAUUUCCAGCAAUCUCCCUCC
This is a messenger RNA of Gryllus bimaculatus (two-spotted cricket), 861 nucleotides long. Lineage: Eukaryota; Metazoa; Arthropoda; Insecta; Orthoptera; Gryllidae. The record is from the annotation of a GenBank genome assembly.